CCGAGGAAGAUUUAAGUCCAUCCUCAUACCCAGGCAAGCAAACUCAUUUGUCCGGAGAAAAAGAGACCCCUGCGCGCUGGCAUGUCCAUUGCCACCACCGAUGCGUUAUCAGAUUGGGGCUGACCAUGAACUGAUGCAGGGUUCAAUGCUCGAUAUUCUAUGGGCCCGGUUCUAUUUUCUGACUGUUGAUGUGCUGGGUUUACUUACCCCGCAAAGCACUGAAAAUGUCAAAUAUCACGUCAUCAGUGGUCUCUCUUGUGCGAAAUUGUGCCCAUUUUUGGAUGGACCUGAGCUACUGGACGACGCCGAUAGCAAGGCACAGGAACAUCAGAGUUCGCCAAUGCGAGACGCCACCAUCAAGAUAAUCAGAACAGUUGAAAGAGGAUACCAAUCUCCCGGCUCGCGCGAUCCACUGCCUCGGACAUUUGAAGAUGAGUCGGCAUGUUGUGCAGAGGAACCUCCGGCUACCGAGAGCUAA
This is a messenger RNA of Blastomyces dermatitidis ER-3, 478 nucleotides long. RefSeq lists its product as uncharacterized. The transcript has 3 exons. NCBI's taxonomy places the organism in Eukaryota, Fungi, Ascomycota, Eurotiomycetes, Onygenales, Ajellomycetaceae. The coding region runs from base 101 to 478 and encodes 125 amino acids. The record is from RefSeq and is a predicted model, not a curated record.